Messenger RNA from Talaromyces marneffei, 990 nucleotides. RefSeq lists its product as uncharacterized. The coding region runs from base 1 to 990 and encodes 329 amino acids. The transcript has 2 exons. Gene Ontology annotation, biological process: beta-D-galactose catabolic process via UDP-galactose, Leloir pathway; glucose metabolic process. NCBI's taxonomy places the organism in Eukaryota, Fungi, Ascomycota, Eurotiomycetes, Eurotiales, Trichocomaceae. The record is from RefSeq and is a predicted model, not a curated record. Gene Ontology annotation, molecular function: carbohydrate binding; aldose 1-epimerase activity.
AUGUCCGACGAAUCAGCAUUCACCUUCCUCCCCCUCGGAGCCAUCAUCCAAGAAUUCAACGUGGACGGCACCAACAUCGUGCAAGGCUUCAAAACUCAAGAGGACUACGUCAAAUACAACGCCCCUUAUUUCGGCGCCACAAUCGGCCGAUUCGCAAAUCGUCUCAAGGAUGGAUUACUAGAAAAUGUGAAUGGUCAAACCUAUACAUUGGAAAAGACCAAUGCCCCCAAUGCGUUGCAUGGUGGCUCGAAGGGGUGGGAUAAGAGGAUCUUUGAAGGUCCCACGACUGUUACUCGCAAUGGGAAAGAGAGCAUCCUUUUCAAGUAUUUGAGUAAACAUGAAGAGGAAGGGUACCCGGGCACGUUGGAGGUUAGGGUUUGGUAUACCGCCAGCAAAGAAGAUGGGAGGACGGUCUUGGAGACGGAGUAUGAGGCUGAGUUGGUGGGGGAUGAGGUCGAGGAGACCGCCGUUAAUAUCACAAACCAUUCGUACUUCAAUAUCUCCGACGGCCCAGAUAUCACCGGCACAAAAGCCAAGCUAGCAACGGACUGGCAUCUCCCCUUCGACUCAACCUCUAUCCCUCUGGGUGGUAUGGACCAUUUCACCAAGGUGCCCGUCGCCGAACAAUUCAUUCUCCAAGGCGCCCAAACCGAAAUCGACGACUGUUUCCUCAUGGAAAGAGACCCCUCCAAAGUGCCUCUUGACACCAGACCCCUACCACUAAAUCUACUAGCCGAAUUCAGCCACGACAACACAAAACUCCAUCUUGAAGUAUACAGCACUGAGCCGGCAUUCCAGUUCUAUACCGGAAACUUCAUCGAUGUCCCCGCUGUUAACGGGCUACCCGCUCGUGGGAAGUAUGCGGGCUUCUGUGUUGAGCCUAGUCGGUACGUGAAUGCACCCAAUGUGCCCGAAUGGAGAAAUAUGGCUGUGCUCAAGAAGGGGGAGAUUUACGGGGCGAAAAUGGUGUAUAAGGCGUGGAAGGAGUAA